Molecule: messenger RNA, 2065 nt
Organism: Saccostrea echinata
Lineage: Eukaryota; Metazoa; Mollusca; Bivalvia; Ostreida; Ostreidae
Product: fumarate hydratase class I, aerobic-like
Exons: 13
Coding region: 137-1849 (570 amino acids)
Biological process (GO): generation of precursor metabolites and energy
Molecular function (GO): fumarate hydratase activity
Source: RefSeq, a predicted model, not a curated record
UAGUUUAAAAGAUUCGUGUCAGUAGUAUUCAGCUGAACAUUUUUUGUACGAUAUUGCUUUAUUUCUUAUAUUAGAGUAAAGAAAAUUAUCUGUUACCCUUGGAAAGCUUUGGCCUACGGUAUACGGUGGUAAUCAGAUGACCAUGAACAGCAAUGGUAAAUUGCUAUCUGUCCUCCAGACAGUGUGUCGCUGUUCACUGCGACAUAAGGCAACAACUGCCACUGCAGUGAAGCCAUUCUUCUACCAGGACAUCUUGCAAUUCGAAAGACCCCAUGAUACCCCAUUUAAGAAAUUAACAGGUGACUAUGUGUCUACGUUUGAGGUGAAGGGGAAGAAAUGUCUUAAUGUUGAACCAGAGGCUCUAACUUUGAUCUCAGAACAAGCAAUGAUUGAUGUGGCCCACUUAUUAAGACCAGCUCACCUGCAGCAACUAUCCAAUAUACUGAAGGAUCCAGAGGCAUCAGAGAAUGACCGUUAUGUUGCUCUUGAAUUUCUAAAAAAUGCUAAUGUUGCAGCAGGAAUGGUACUUCCUGGGUGUCAGGAUACAGGCACAGCAAUUAUAAUGGGUAAAAAAGGUCAGUAUGUUUGGACAGAUGGAAAUGAUGCCGAGGCAUUAUCCAAAGGUGUAUACAAUACUUACACCAAGAAAAAUCUAAGAUAUUCACAGGUUGCACCACUGGAUAUGUAUAAAGAGGCAAACACUGGUACCAACCUGCCAGCUCAGAUAGAAAUUUAUUCCACUAACAGUAAUCAGUACGACUUCCUGUUCAUUGCUAAAGGAGGAGGGUCAGCCAACAAGACAUUCUUGUAUCAGCAAACAAAAGCCCUCCUCAACCCUGAAAAACUGAUGAGUUUUGUUAAUGAGAAAAUAAAGACAUUAGGUACAGCUGCUUGUCCACCUUAUCAUUUGGCCAUUGUUAUAGGAGGAACUUCAGCAGAAUUCAACUUAAAAACUGUGAAAUUAGCAUCCACCAAAUACCUUGAUAGCAUCUUCAAGUCAGGAAAUGAACACGGAAGAGGUUUCCGUGACUUAGACAUGGAGAAGAAGAUCCAUGAAUUGACACAGAAGACAGGAAUUGGGGCUCAGUUUGGGGGUAAAUAUUUCUGUCAUGAUGUGAGGGUGGUGCGACUGCCUCGUCACGGUGCUUCCUGUCCAGUAGGAAUAGGCGUGUCCUGUUCAGCUGACAGACAGGUUUUAGGGAAAAUAACAGAAGAUGGAGUCUUCCUUGAGCAACUGGAGACAAACCCUUCAAAGUACAUGCCAGAGGUUCAGGAGAAAGAUCUCACUACAGAGGUUGUUCAGGUUAAUUUAAAUGAUGGUAUGGAUAAGAUACUGAAAUCAUUAGACAAGUAUCCGGUGAAGACCAGGUUAAGUUUGUCAGGUACCCUUAUAGUAGCCCGAGAUAUAGCCCACGCCAAGCUUCAGGAGAGACUGAGAACAGAGGGUUCUCUGCCACAGUACUUCAAGGACCACCCGGUAUAUUAUGCAGGACCAGCCAAGACUCCAGAGGGACUUCCGUCUGGAUCUUUUGGUCCUACAACAGCUGGGAGGAUGGACUCGUAUGUAGAUGAAUUUCAGAAAGCAGGAGGAAGCAUGGUUAUGUUGGCAAAAGGCAACAGAAGUAAACAGGUGACAAAGGCCUGUAAGGGCAAUGGUGGAUUCUACCUGGGGUCCAUUGGUGGACCAGCUGCUAUAUUGGCACAAAACUGUAUCAAGAAAGUGGAGCAGCUGGAAUACCCAGAAUUAGGAAUGGAGGCUGUGUGGAGAGUUGAAGUGGAGAACUUCCCAGCUUUCAUUGUUGUAGAUAAUAAAGGCAAUGAUUUCUUCGAGGAGUGGUCUGUGGAGUAAUUAUAAGUUCAAGAAGAGAAAUGCUACAAUUGCUCUGCCAGACUGAAAGAGUUACAAAUAACGUGUUUUUAUUAAAUGUACUUUACACUCCCAUAAUUCUCUGUGGCUACUGCGUAACCAUUGCUUUGAUUAGAAAAAAAAUCAUGCAUUAUCCACAUAUACAUAUAAAUUGCUUGUGAUUUAAUAUUAAAUUUUAAUAAAUUUGUUAUUUAUUUA